Molecule: messenger RNA, 1308 nt
Organism: Postia placenta MAD-698-R-SB12
Lineage: Eukaryota; Fungi; Basidiomycota; Agaricomycetes; Polyporales; Adustoporiaceae
Exons: 9
Coding region: 1-1308 (435 amino acids)
Molecular function (GO): protein binding
Source: RefSeq, a predicted model, not a curated record
AUGUCGGUCUCCAUUCUCUCCCUCCCGCCAGAGCUUGUCGAGCGCAUCCUUCUGUUCUGCCAUCCUUGCGAUGUCGCGAAAUUUACAGAGACAUGUAAGGUCGCAUACAGCCUGGUCUACAAGGCUGAAGACCAGUACCUCUGGCGAGAGCUAUUCCUCGCCUGGCCCUUCGAUGAUCUCCGCAAGGCGCCCCAGCCACUGCUCGCCCGAAAACCUGUCACCGAGCACGAUUGGCGCACCGCUCUACAGCGUCGGGUUGAAGCGGGCGAUCUGAUCCUGCGCAAGGAUGUAUUCUCAGGCCCGCAACUCCUGCGCGCCCUCGAGGCGUUGGUGUCCGUCGUCGAAACUGCACUCCCGCUGAGCGAUAGUCCCGACUCAGACGAGUCUGCCAACCUCCAAUGGUUGGAAACGCUCCUGCAUCAUAUCGCAUUCGACCCGGCGGCGCUCGUACCCACGGAGCGCCAACUAUACGCUCGCCUUAUGACGUACCACGCGUUAUCGUAUGAACCGGAUGUUCGCAGCCCUAUCCUGCGCAAGCGUCUCAACGAGCGCCGUCGGCAGAGCCGGUGCUUCGUGUACGAUCUGCGGAAAUACCGCGAAGAGACCCUCUGGGGCCCGUACAGGCGCAACGAGAAAGGCGAGCUCGUCGCCGAUUGGGAGCACGUCCAGCAUGUCGUGACUCUCGUUGCGCUCAAGCUGUGCGAGCUGCCAGGGAUGGCGCUCAGACUCUACUGCAAGCCGCGUUCCGGCCCCGCCGCAACACAAGCUUUCUCUGCUCCGUUUGCACACGAUCGCGAAUCGCAUGACUGGGCGGGAGUCGCGGGGACUUGGCGGCGCUUCGUGUGCUUUAUGGAUUAUCGUGAUCUGUACAAAUUCAACUACCCCAUGAACGCACCGCGCAGGCCGGAAUUCUUCGACGACGACUACCAAGAAGCAAUUCGCCCCGUCGAGCUGCACCUCAAGGUGCUCGAUCCCGCCCCCGCGGGACCUGCUACGGUCGCGGGCGUUGUCAACCCGGCGUAUCCGCCGCUCUUCUUCAAGGGCUUCUCGCGCGGCGCGCACGGCAGCGACGCGGUCGUCGAGGGCGAAGUGCGCCUCCUGUCGGACGGCAGCGUCCGGUGGAGCUUCGUCACGAAAUAUGACGGGCUCACGCAGUGGAGUGCGGAAGCUGUACAGAUCGGGAACGUGUGCAGCGCGGCGGGCAUUGCGGGAAUUUGGACCGGUGCGUUUCACGAGGAAGGGGAUCCUGCGGGUCCCUUCUGGAUGUGGAAGGUUCCCGCGGCCCUGCCUGUAGGAUUCAACGUCUAA